AUACCUUUUAUAGAUCAUUUCAAUUUGCAGUUGCUAGGCAACUAUUUAGUUGGUGCUCACUACUUCUCCAGUGAUCUCAGAUCUGCUCUGCUCUGCUCUCUCAUCCACAGAUUUGGAUUUUGUCAUCGAAGAAGAAGUUGGAGAUAAUGGGUCGAGGAGUCAGCAGCGGUGGAGGACAGAGUUCAUUGGGCUACCUUUUUGGGAGUGGAGAGGCUCCCAAACCGGCGCCAAACAAUGCCCCAGCUUCUUCUAGCGAAGGACCAGCUGCUAAUACUGGGGCUUCCACCAAGCCCAUUGCUGCAGCUCAACCAACAGAUGUUACUAAGCAGAUACCUGCAGGUAUCAAUAGUAACACUGCAAACAACUACCACCGGGCGGAUGGCCAGAACUGUGGCAACUUCAUCACGGGUCGUCCCUCAACUAAGGUCCACUCUGCACCUGGUGGUGGAUCAUCUUUGGAUUACCUCUUUGGUGGUGGUGGUGGUGGUGGUGGUGCUAGUGGUGGUGGUGCUAGUGGUGGUGGUGGUGGUGGUAAAUGAGAUAUGCUACAUUUCUUCAUAUGAAACUACUAUUCUUCUACUUCUCUGGAACCUGCUGUAGUUUGGAUGCCUGUUUGAUCUUCCAUAAACAUCAGAAACUUGCUUGAUCAUGUAAAUGAUGCAUAUAGCUGGGGUGGGUCUUUCUGGAAUCACUCUACUCAAUGCUUGAUUAUAAAUGCAUUUGUAUUUCUUGCAAAAAGCAGUCGAUCAAGAACAAAGAUAAUUGCCUAUGCUUAGUGGCUUGUCCUUUUUGGUGUUUUCAUGGAUACUGCCAACCACUUCCCUAGCCUGUUUGCUGUUUGGAGUGUCAUACAACUACCUUGUGAUCAUGUUCAUGAAUGUUGUUUUGCUAUAAAUCAAUGAGAGCAUAUAUGGGUGUGGGAUUGCCCUUGUUGAAA
Molecule: messenger RNA, 937 nt
Organism: Vitis riparia (riverbank grape)
Lineage: Eukaryota; Viridiplantae; Streptophyta; Magnoliopsida; Vitales; Vitaceae
Product: protein SPIRAL1-like 1
Exons: 3
Coding region: 147-539 (130 amino acids)
Biological process (GO): cortical microtubule organization
Cellular component (GO): cortical microtubule, transverse to long axis
Source: RefSeq, a predicted model, not a curated record